GCCAGAUGAAUCACAGUGCUGAGGAAUAAAGACACCGACCGUUUGGCUUCAUGAUGCCACAGUAGUGUUGGAAACCAGAGAGCAGAGGGACUCGUCGGGUCGUACAGGAGUCAAGAUGACCGUCACUUAUUCCAGUAAAGUCGCCAACGCCACCUUCUUCAGUUUCCACCGGCUGCUGCUGCGAUGGAAGGGCAGCAUCUACAAGCUGCUGUACCGGGAGUUCAUCCUCUUCGUUCUGCUUUACACCGUCCUCAGCGUCGUCUACAGGCUCGUCCUCUCCGACCACCAGAAGAGAUUGUUUGAGAAACUUUCAAUGUACUGCGACAAAUACGCAGAACAAAUCCCCGUCACCUUCGUCCUGGGUUUUUAUGUGACUCUGGUGGUGAAUCGAUGGUGGAAUCAGUUCGUUAACCUGCCGUGGCCGGACAGACUCAUGUUCCUCAUCUCAAGCUGUGUCCAAGGUAAAGACGAAUAUGGCCGCUUGCUGCGACGGACGCUGGUGCGCUACGUUAACCUGACGUCGCUGCUCAUCUUCCGCUCCGUCAGCACCGCCGUCUGCAAACGGUUCCCGACCAUGGACCACGUGGUGGAGGCAGGUUUCAUGACGCCCGAGGAGAGGAAGGUGUUUGAGAACAUCCGCUCUCCUCACCUGAAGUACUGGAUUCCUGUCGUCUGGUUCUCCAACCUGGCGUCCAAAGCCCGGCAGGAAGGACGCAUCCAGGACAGCAUCGACCUGCAGAAUAUUCUCAAUGAGAUGAACGUCUUCAGGACUUGGUGUGCGACUCUUUUUGGCUACGACUGGGUCGGCAUCCCUCUGGUCUAUACCCAGGUCGUCACUCUCGCUGUCUACACCUUUUUCUUCGCUUGUCUUAUUGGCCGACAGUUUCUUGACCCUGCCCGGGGUUACAACGGCCACGACCUCGACCUUUAUGUCCCAGUCUUCACCCUCCUGCAGUUCUUCUUCUACUCCGGCUGGCUGAAGGUAGCAGAGCAGCUGAUCAACCCGUUUGGAGAGGAUGACGACGACUUUGAGGCGAAUUGGAUCAUCGACAGGAACCUUCAGGUGUCUCUUCUGGCCGUGGACGAGAUGCACAUGAACAUGCCUCAUAUGACCAGAGACAUGUACUGGAACGACUGCGACGCUCGGCCGCCGUACACACUGGCUGCUGCAGACUACUGCAUCCCUUCGUUCCUCGGCUCCACCACCGACAUGGGACUCUCAGACAUCCUGCAGUUUGAUGACGUUGAAGUUAUCGACAGUCGUCCACGGCAACAGGACUGCACUUUGACUCGGCGCCAAGAGUCGGUCCUGGGUCGAGUCCGGCGGCUGCUAAGUGUCCAGGAGCCUCCUGACCUCCGACCUCCUCGGCCCAUCUUCAAACGACACAGCAGCGACGCGACUGGCAGCUUCUUCCCAGACCUAAGAGUCAAUCUGGGUCCAGAUCACAUGGCUCCGCCUUCCUCCGUGGCCAUGCCCCCGUCAUCCGUGGACACUCUGUCCACCUUAAGGGAGGUCAGCAGCAACCCGCCGUCGUCUGAAAGUUCGCCCGUGUUCCCUCGGCUCGUCAUCAGCCCCCCGCUGUUUGGUGACGUCUGUCACAGUCUGGACUCCUGCUGCAAACCUCAGAACGGCUUCGACCUUUCACCCACCGAGGAGGCUCCUGGCUCAGAAACCCCGCGGACUGGCUACUCGGUUUGUUGUUCCCCAACUCAACUGGGACCCAAAGAAUUUCGUUGGACGACGUGUAACGUCCCGAGUCAGCGUCCGACCCGACCACGGGGCCGACAGUUCUCGCUCCAGUUCUCCAGACAGAACUCUAAAGCUUCGGUCCGCAGCCUCCCGAGUCCCAAGGCGCUGGGCCGGCGGAGACGAAGCCUGGCCCGGUUCCACUCCCGACGGUCUCCAGGACCGACCCCGGACACCCUGCAGAUCCCAGAGCCGGAUUACAACCAAGACUUCCAGCCAACGGCAGGAACUGAGGACGACGAGAGGGAAGGAACCGACAACAGAGAGGAGACGAAAAACAGCCAGCAACAGAGUUCAGAGAAGAAAUGAUAGCCAGCCACAGCCCGACCCAACAGAACCCACCUCAGAGCUGAUAUCAACAUCAUCAACCUUCAGUCUGACUCAGAACUCAUGUUUGGAGCCAAUCAGGUAAAAAGCUGCCACUGUUUUUUAACUCCUUGUUUCCCAGAGUCUGUACAAGCUAACGCAGCUAAUGCUACUGUGGUAGCACCUGGUCACACUUUAACAGGAAACACUGAACACAAGGUUCUGAUGCUUUAACCCUGAAACGUCUUUAACCUCCUGAGACCCGGCGUCCUCGUAUGGGGACAUUACGUUUUAGGUUUGUUGCAGCUUAUUCUGCUUCAUUUAGACCUGUUGUCCCCAUAGGGGGACACUUUAGUCUGCUGUGUACUGG
Mugil cephalus (flathead mullet) is the source of this 2423-nucleotide messenger RNA. RefSeq names its product bestrophin-3-like. The transcript has 13 exons. Bases 116 to 2056 code for a protein of 646 amino acids. The record is from RefSeq and is a predicted model, not a curated record. Gene Ontology annotation, molecular function: chloride channel activity. NCBI's taxonomy places the organism in Eukaryota, Metazoa, Chordata, Actinopteri, Mugiliformes, Mugilidae.